AUGUCUAAGCCAUUUGAUCCCGAGAAUGCCGAGAACUUCGAGGAUAUGGAGAAGCAGUUCGCCGUUAAAGCGGUGGAACAUCUGAUGACAUACUGGGCGAUCCUGGAGAAAGUGAAGGGCUCUCAGCUGCGUCUGACGAAGAUGGACGACGAAAUCUACGAAUCCUUUAAGACCGAGUUUCCCGAUUUCGACCCCGCCGCGACCAUCAACGAGGAUCAGAUGAAGAGCAAGGCCGGCAAAGAGAAGUGGCGCAACUGGGUGAACCAGUUCGAAAAGAAGAUCGAUGACUUUAACUUUGGCACCAUCAUCCGGAGCCGAGCGGAUGUCGAGUAUGACCAGCACACUACCAUCUUCGGUGUGCGCAUGCAAUUCUAUGCCAUUGAGAUCGCAAGAAACCGUGCGGGUUUGAACGACUGGAUUUAUGAGCGAUCGCAGAAGGCAAGCUCGUGA
Messenger RNA from Penicillium alfredii, 450 nucleotides. RefSeq names its product polysaccharide biosynthesis domain-containing protein. NCBI's taxonomy places the organism in Eukaryota, Fungi, Ascomycota, Eurotiomycetes, Eurotiales, Aspergillaceae. The transcript is spliced from 5 exons. The record is from RefSeq and is a predicted model, not a curated record. The coding region runs from base 1 to 450 and encodes 149 amino acids. Gene Ontology annotation, cellular component: cytoplasm.